AUGACCACUGUCGCGUCCGGUGUCUAUUUCAUCAAGGCUUUCGCCGCACUCACUGUCCUGACCCUCCUUAAUGGCACGAUGGUCCAAGGCGACGCCAAGCGCGAUCUCACCGACCCCUCGGUGAUCUCGCAGCUGUGGGUCGUUGCCCAGGUCAACGGCACCAGUCUGUACACCAUCGAGAACGCACAGGGCGGUACAUUCUUGGACCUGCUGGGCGGCUCAAACGCGUCCGCCACGCCUGUCGUGGGAAAUUCGCAGUCUGGAACUUCUGUCCAGCAGUGGUCUUUCAUGCCCACCUCAGCCAAUACGACCUACACCAUAGUUAACUCUGCAACCAAUACGGUCAUCGACUUGUUGGCUGGGGGCACUGCCGACGGUACCGCCGUAAACGGCUGGGAGUACACUGGCCCGACCAACACGAAUCAGGUGUGGGACCUCGUCCGCGUUGGAGCUGCAGAGUUUACUCGCAACAAGUAA
This is a messenger RNA of Dichomitus squalens LYAD-421 SS1, 477 nucleotides long. Its product is annotated as ricin B-like lectin. Bases 1 to 477 code for a protein of 158 amino acids. The transcript is spliced from 7 exons. Lineage: Eukaryota; Fungi; Basidiomycota; Agaricomycetes; Polyporales; Polyporaceae. The record is from RefSeq and is a predicted model, not a curated record.